Messenger RNA from Armigeres subalbatus, 1883 nucleotides. RefSeq names its product 7-methylguanosine phosphate-specific 5'-nucleotidase (gene cN-IIIB). Gene Ontology annotation, biological process: lipid metabolic process. The record is from RefSeq and is a predicted model, not a curated record. NCBI's taxonomy places the organism in Eukaryota, Metazoa, Arthropoda, Insecta, Diptera, Culicidae. The coding region runs from base 750 to 1667 and encodes 305 amino acids. Gene Ontology annotation, cellular component: cytoplasm. Gene Ontology annotation, molecular function: 5'-nucleotidase activity; magnesium ion binding; lipase activity. The transcript is spliced from 4 exons.
ACUCGCCAGUUUUUCUUUGUUCGUCUGUUCGAACGGCGCCGCCCCAGCAUUUUCCCGUGUUUACGGUUUUUAUCCUACCACUCUUGCUUCCACGUAUGAAUAAAAGUGGAUAAAGUGGAAUUUCAUUGGUGCGCAAUAAUUUUUCGAUCAUCGUAUGUGGUAGCAAAUAGGAAAAAGUGAUUUCAAUGUCCUAGAUUGAUAUUGUCUCAAAACGGGGUCAUUGAAUCCCAGUGCUUGGCGAGUUGGACUUAAAUACGGUCUUAGCUAGUCGAUAAGACAAGAAACAAAGUGUAGUGCUUAUCAACAAUAUAAAAUUUUGGAGCUGUCUCCUUAUCAGUGUUUCAAAAAGAUUUCAAUAGGUAAUCGGCUGGAAACAAAAGCUAACCCAUUCAUUAAUAACGCAAAUCACGCCGAAAUCAGUGACAAAAUCUCAAGGUUGGGCUAUGUGGGUGGGGAGCUUCCUCGACAACAACAAGCUAAAUAAAUAAACAGUCGAAGCGCCGUAAAAGUGCAUCCAACUCAGCUGUAGAGCAAUAACACCAGUUCUGUUUUGUUUCUGGGACUGCUGAACAAUUUUAACCAUUCGGACUGAAUAACUACUCCCCCGUGCGUAUAUCGCCUUUUUCUACCCAAAGAGAGCACAUCAAGAAGCAGAGGAAAAACAGUUGACAUUGCACUCGCGCUUCGCUAGGUGGCCCACUUAGUGCACGAAAAUUCGCUUCUGGCAAGCGUUCACGCGUCGUACCAUCAUGGUCGGUCAGCAAAGGUUCCAGCUAGGCGACGUGGCCAUCCUGACGCGGGACCACGUCAAGAUUCGCGACCCGGACAAGGUGGAGCACAUGUUGAACGAACUGGUGGCCGGUGGCAUCGGCAAGCUCCAGAUGGUGACGGAUUUCGAUUAUACAAUCACCAAGCAGAGGCUCGAGAAUGGCGAGAAGAUUUUGACCAGCUUCGGAAUGUUUAACGAGUGCAAAUCGCUGCCGGAUUACGUGCUAGAAGAAACCAAAAGGCUAUUCCACAAGUACCGACCAAUCGAAAUCGACCCGCACAUGCCGCUGGACGAAAAGGUGGUCUACAUGAUCGAGUGGUGGUCCAAGACGGGGGAUUUGCUGAAAGGCUUCCCGCUCCCCCAAGAAGAAAUUACCGAAGUUGCCAAGAGAUUCAAAGACGGCCUCCGGGACGGCACCCACGAGAUGUUCUACGACCUAAACCAGCUCCAGGUACCGUGUCUGGUGUUCUCGGCCGGUUUGGGCGAUUCGGUGGUGUCGGUGCUGCGGCAAGCAAACGUAAUGCAUCCCAACGUAAAAGUAAUCUCCAACUUCCUGCAGUACAGCGCCGACGGUACGCUCAAUGGUCUGCAGGACAAAAUGAUCCAUACGUUCAACAAGAACGAAACCGCUCUGGAGGGCACCGAAUACUACGAUCUGGUGCACGACCGAGACCACGUGAUCGUGAUGGGCGACUCACUGGGCGACGCUGGCAUGGCGGACGGGAUUCCCACCUCGUCGCACGUGCUCAAAAUAGGAUUUCUGUUCGAUCACCCCGAGCAAAACCUUCCGCGCUACAUGGACACCUUCGACAUCGUGCUGAUCGAUGACCAGACAAUGGACGUGCCGCGGGCGAUUGUAGAAAUGAUAAAGAAUAAAUCCCACCAGUUAGAUAUUUAGAUUGUUAAUAGACAUUUUUAGCAUUACAAAGACGUUUGUAUCUGACACUUAAAUGUUUCGUUUCCAUCCAUCUGCGAUCGAUCUCGAUCCAAUGGUCGUUUUAGCAGAAUCUACUCUACUUAAAACUUCAUCAAUGUUUAUCUGAAAAAGUGAACUGUCCCACGUUUCUGUCGUGCGCUAUGUGAGCUGCACCAAUAUAAAUUAUUGUUCGUGAAA